AAGCGGAAGAGGCUGCAGGGCUGGGAAGCCUCUCUUACGCCGGCCGGGAACUGGGGUCGGCGCUGCCCGCCGUAAUGCCGAGCCCUCGGAAGAGCGUCGAGGGACGUCCGCUGGUCGCCUCCGCCGCGAACAGCAGCAGUCCCGGCAGCCCUGCCCAUGGCGGCGGCGGCGGCAGGUUCGAGUUCCAGUCCCUCCUCAGCAGCCGCGCGCCGGGGACCGACCCCACCUGCGCGCGGCUCCGCGCGUCCGAGAGUCCCGUGCACCGCCGCGGCUCCUUCCCCCUGGCCGGGGCGGGUCUCUCACAGGCGUCCCCGACCCCGCUACCAGAGGAGAACCGUAUGGACCUGAACCCGUCCUUCCUGGGCAUCGCUCUGCGCUCCCUGCGGGCCAUAGACCUGUGGCUGUCCAAGAAGCUGGGGGUAUGCGCGGGGGAGAACUCGUCCUGGGGCAGCGUGCGGCCCCUUAUGAAGUUGCUGGAGAUCUCGGGCCAUGGCAUCCCCUGGCUGCUGGGCACUCUCUACUGCCUGUCCAAGAGCGACAGCUGGGUUGGCCGCGAGGUGCUGAUGAACCUGCUCUUCGCCCUACUGUUGGACCUGCUGUUAGUGGCCCUGAUCAAAGGGCUGGUCCGCAGGCCCCGCCCGGCUCAUAACCAGAUGGACAUGUUUGUCACCCUCUCGGUUGACAAGUAUUCCUUCCCCUCGGGCCAUGCCACAAGGGCCGCCCUGGUGUCCCGGUUCAUCCUGAACCACCUCGUGCUGGCCAUUCCCCUGAGGGUGCUGGUGGUACUGUGGGCCUUCAUCGUGGGCCUCUCCAGGGUCAUGCUGGGGCGGCACAAUGUCACCGAUGUGGCUUUUGGCUUUUUCCUGGGCUACAUGCAGUACAGCAUUGUGGACUACUGCUGGCUCUCACCCCACAAUGCUCCAAUCCUCUUUGUACUGUGGAAUCAUCAAUGACACCAUCUCAAUGAUUAUGGCACCAGGACAUCUGAAUGUUUCUGCUCCCGAUGAUGAUGUCGCCAUAAACCAGCAGCAAUCCCACUUGGACAAUUUGGGCUUCCUUUGGGAUUUCCGGUGUCUCACCAUCUUGAUGUGUCGCUAGGCUGGAGCACGUGCUGGCCAUUACUGAAUACAGCCAUAUUGGAGAAAGCAAAAAAAAUCCCUCAAGUAUAUAUUUAUUCAACAACUGUCUCCAGGACAACUGCAAAGGACCCCAGCUUGUGUGAUACUGGUUUUUAGAAGCUGACAUCAGUAAAAUUUGUGUUUUGUAGUAAUCCUAUAAGUCAACAUACCACUUGUAAGUUAAAUUUUGAAAAAGAAACACAGUCUUCAUUCUGUAAAUAUAUAUAUGCAGAUGAGUCACAUACUAACGAUCCCAGUUCUUGUCCUGAAGUAGAUUUUAAACAGUAUUUUAAGAAAAAGAAGAAACUUUCUAGUUUAUUCCCUGAAGGUUUGUUGCCACACUUGGGAGAUUUCUUCAUAAUCCUGGUAUUCUUGGUAAGGAUUUUUUUAUUUUACUGUCUUUUUCAUCCUUCCUGACUGGGCAGAGAGAUAAGUACUUGUUUCUCUCCCCGUCCCUUCUACCCUCUCAAAAAAAUCUUUAUUUAAAGAUUUAUCUAUUUAGAUAAUUAUUCCCCAGUACUCUAUAAUUCUGUCUUUAGCAUUCAGAGAACAUGCCAAGAACUUACUCAGAGAAGAAACACUUAAAAGUGGACAAAUCUAAGGUGCUCAUAGAAAAGUAAGGAUGGAACUAUGGCCUCAUGCUUAAUUCUGUUGACAGCCAAUAAUGUGGCAUAACAAAAAGCAGAGAAGCUAAGUUGUUGGGGCAAGUCAGAAGAACUGAGAGUUUGGGAGUAGACUGGCCAUGUUAUUAAAUCAAUGGACUGGUAUGACAGAAGAUGGAGUCCCGCUGUCCAGGAUCUCUGUGAAUAGAGUAAUGCAUCCCAAUGAGAGUAAUAAAACAGGAAAAUAAUGUGUUUCUCUUCAGUGUAAGUUCUCUCAUAUAUACCAUAAGAAUGACCCUGAAUACUAUAGUUUUUCAUAGGGAAUUCCCUUUCCCUGUAUAUAGCACCCUUUAGGCAACAGAAUUUAUCUUGAAAUUCAUCAGGAAAAACCUGCUGCUGCUGUACUAGGCACAAGGUAUAACUCCUAAGUUUCUGUUUCUAUUGAUCAUUAUAUUUAAAGUAGUUAGUCCAUAGUGGCUCCCCAAAUCACAAGACCAAAGACCACCAUAUGCAGAAUGAACUUGCCUCAUUUUACCUUGAUCAGUAAGAGAGAAGAGGGUAUGGGCUUUAAAUGCUGCUCUACUUGGAAAGAAUCUUUGAAUUUCCUAUGGAACUGAUGUAUUGAGAUAAUCUUAAUGCCCAAUUAUUUUGGUAUUUAUAAAUAGAAAGGUUUGUGGACUAUGAUCUGGCAUACAGAGGUACUGAUAGGGAUCUAAGAGAAUGAGUAGUACCUGCUGAUUGUGUGGACCCAUUAACCUUUUGGAGAAUUAGAGGCACAAAGAAAGAGGUACAGCUACUUCUCAGAAAAAAACAUAAAAUCUUGCAUUCUUACCAUACCCUGAACUCUGACUACCUCUUCACUUGCUGAAUCAGCCAAACUGGGAAGCUUUAAAUGGUUUGGGCCGUUUAACCUUAGAGAGAUCCUUUCUUUUAAUCACUGCAAUAUUCAGGCCAGAUAUUUGGAAGCAAUGAUAUUUCCUCUUGUAGUGUCCACAAGACUGAAUACUUGGGUGCUCAAAAUUAGGCUUACUCUCUGGCUCAUGGAUAUACUUCUGGAAUUCUCUGUCUUGGUUGCUGGGGCCUGAGUUUGUGGGCUUUUAAAGCACAGAUCAAUUCACCUGACAACUUUUAGAGCAUUCCAAGUACUGUAGAGUACAACAUUGUUUUCUCUGUUAAUUAAAUGUACACUGAGGAAUGCAUUUUAAAAAUCAAAAUAAAAUUAACCAGUAAUG
Molecule: messenger RNA, 2952 nt
Organism: Choloepus didactylus (southern two-toed sloth)
Lineage: Eukaryota; Metazoa; Chordata; Mammalia; Pilosa; Megalonychidae
Gene: PLPP6
Product: phospholipid phosphatase 6
Exons: 1
Coding region: 75-953 (292 amino acids)
Molecular function (GO): sphingosine-1-phosphate phosphatase activity
Source: RefSeq, a predicted model, not a curated record